Molecule: messenger RNA, 1653 nt
Organism: Solea solea (common sole)
Lineage: Eukaryota; Metazoa; Chordata; Actinopteri; Pleuronectiformes; Soleidae
Product: cytochrome P450 2F3-like
Exons: 9
Coding region: 43-1527 (494 amino acids)
Biological process (GO): xenobiotic metabolic process
Cellular component (GO): cytoplasm; intracellular membrane-bounded organelle
Molecular function (GO): heme binding; iron ion binding; oxidoreductase activity, acting on paired donors, with incorporation or reduction of molecular oxygen, reduced flavin or flavoprotein as one donor, and incorporation of one atom of oxygen
Source: RefSeq, a predicted model, not a curated record
AGUGUUUUCGCAGUGUUACAGAACAGAGGACACAACAGUGAAAUGGACGUCUCUGCCACGGUGUUUCUGCUCGCGGGGCUCAGCUUAGGUUUGCUGUGGCUGUUCAGGCAGAGGAAGAGUGGUGGACAAUGUCGUUUACCUCCAGGACCUUCCGGCCUGCCUGUCGUAGGAAACGUCCUCCAGCUGGACAAAAAAGCGCCAUUCAAGACUUUCUUAAAGCUCAGUGAGAGUUAUGGCCCUGUAAUGACGUUGCACCUGGGCCCUCAGCGUGUUGUGGUUCUGGUGGGGUAUGAUGCCAUCAAAGAGGCUCUGGUGGACCAGGCAGAUGACUUCACUGGCAGAGGGCCUUUUCCUUUUCUGGUCAGAGCCACCAGGGGUUUCGGUUUGGCGAUUAGUAAUGGAGACCGCUGGCGACAGUUGCGUCGUUUCACUCUCACGACACUACGAGACUUUGGAAUGGGACGCAAGGGGAUGGAAGAGUGGAUCCAGGAGGAGGCCAAACAUCUGGUGGCCCAUAUAAACACUAACAAUGGUGCGUCUUUUGAUCCGAGCUACGUCAUAAGAUACUCAGUGUCCAAUGUGAUCGGCUGCCUGGUGUUUGGUCAGCGCUCCAGCUAUGGCGACGCCAACUUUGACUACAUUCUGCAGACAAUCUCGGGCUUCCUGAAAUUUGGCAGCGGUUCCUGGGGUCAGAUGUACAACGUCUUCCCUCGGCUGAUGGAGUGGCUUCCGGGUCCACAGCACAAACUCUUCGGCAAAGUCGAAGAGUUGAGGGCAUUUAUUAUUGGUAAGAUCCAGGAACACAUGGACACCCUGGACCCAAGCUCACCCAGAGAUUUCGUCGACACCUUCCUCAUGAGAAUGAACCAGGAAAAAGACAUUCCCACAACGGAGUUCCACUAUGACAACUUGGUGUCAACCGUGUUGAAUCUGUUCUUUGCUGGCACAGAAACCACCAGCUCAACCAUCAGAUUUGCAGUGAAUGUGAUGAUCAAAUACCCACAACUUCAGGAGAAAAUACAGCAGGAAAUAGACACUGCGAUUGGACAGGAGCGGUGUCCUUGUAUGGAGGACAGAAAGUCCCUCCCCUUCACAGAUGCUGUUCUCCAUGAAGUUCAGCGUUUUCUCGACCUUAUCCCCCUGAGCAUCCCACACUACAGCCUCCACGACAUCUCUUUCAGGGGUUACACGAUUCCCAAGGAUACAGUGAUCAUUCCUUUGUUGCACUCUGCGCUGAAAGAGGAGAAACAGUGGUCCACCCCGUGGUCCUUUAACCCUCAGCACUUCCUGGACCAAAAUGGCAACUUUAAGAAAAAUCCUGCAUUUCUGCCAUUUUCUGCAGGCAAAAGAUCUUGUGUUGGCGAGUCCCUCGCUCGCAUGGAGAUUUUCCUCUUCAUGGUGUCACUCCUGCAGUAUUUCACCCUUUCUUGCGCUGGAGGACCGGACAGCAUCGACCUCACCCCCGAGCUCAGCGGCUUCGGCAACGUGCCUCGCAGUUACGCCAUCAUUGCCACGCCGCGGCAGUAAGGACAGUUUACAGCUUAACCUUCACGUCUGGAAAAGACACCCUAAUUCCCUGCCGGUGCCUCUGUCUUAUCUCUGCCUGUAACUGUGACAUGAAUGGUCUCUGGUCAUGUUAAAAAUUUAACUUUA